Pseudophryne corroboree (corroboree frog) is the source of this 3531-nucleotide messenger RNA. It is a transcript of the gene STIM1, whose product is annotated as stromal interaction molecule 1. The record is from RefSeq and is a predicted model, not a curated record. Gene Ontology annotation, molecular function: calcium ion binding; protein binding; calcium channel regulator activity. NCBI's taxonomy places the organism in Eukaryota, Metazoa, Chordata, Amphibia, Anura, Myobatrachidae. The transcript has 13 exons. Gene Ontology annotation, biological process: activation of store-operated calcium channel activity; store-operated calcium entry; intracellular calcium ion homeostasis. Bases 546 to 2981 code for a protein of 811 amino acids. Gene Ontology annotation, cellular component: endoplasmic reticulum; plasma membrane.
GUACGUCACGUGUGUGGCCGGGGGCGGGGCGUAGAGCGCAGAGUCAGAAGCUCAGUCAGAGGGAGCCGGCGGGGUCUGGAACGUCAGAGGCUGGUCCGUGGAGAGAUAGCCGGGUUCCCGUGCGGUGUCAUGUACCUGGCGGGCCCCAGCCGUGCCUAGCGCCCCUGUGCGUGUACUGUACCCCGGCUCACCCGCAGCGCUGCCCCCGGGCGCCGUGUCACCCUCUGAGCUGCCCCCAGGGCUCUGUGCCACCCUCUGAGCUGCCCCCAGGGCUCUGUGCCACCCUCUGAGCUGCCCCCAGGGCUCUGUGCCACUCUCUGAGCUGCCCCCAGGGCUCUGUGCCACCCUCUGAGCUGCCCCCAGGGCUCUGUGACUGGCAUGGGCUGGACCCUGCACAUGAUUCCCGCUGGCAUGGCACAGGGAGACCGGCUGCUGCUGUGAUCUGCGUCCCCAGGAUCUGAGUGCAAGCUCUUGGAGCCAGGAGGUGUGGAUGCUGUGGAUGAGCUGACCCUGGAUCCUGCACAUCUUUAUUCUCCCCGCUCAGUAUGGAUCUGUGCUCCCGGGUGGUGGUGUGGAUAGUAUGUGCCUCCUUCCUCCAGCAUGGCCACGCAGACAAGCCUACAGGGGCGCCGGCGGAGGAGCAACCCAUUCUGGCAGAGUUCUGCCGAAUCGAUAAGGUGCUGUGUCAGAAAGAGGAGGAGCUUCUGAGCUUUGAGGCCGUAGUCAACAUCCACAAACAGAUGGACGAUGACGCCAACGGCAAUGUGGACGUGGAGGAGAGUGACGAGUUUUUGAGGGAGGACCUGAAUUAUCAUGACCCCACAGUGAAGCACAGCACGUUCCACGGCGAGGACAAGCUGAUCAGUGUGGAGGAUCUGUGGAACACGUGGAAAGUGUCGGAAGUAUAUAACUGGACGGUUGAAGAGGUGGUUCAGUGGCUCAUCACAUACGUCGAGCUGCCGCAGUAUGAGGAGACCUUCAGAAAGCUGCACCUGAGUGGGCGAGAUAUGCCCAGGAUGGCGAUCACCAACGCAACAAUGACCGGUGUUCUUCUGAAAAUGACUGACCGGAGCCAUAGACAGAAGCUGCAGCUGAAGGCCCUGGACACGGUGCUGUUCGGACCCCCUCUGUUGACCCGUCAUAACCACCUCAAAGACUUCAUGCUGGUCGUGUCCAUUGUCAUCGGGGUUGGGGGCUGCUGGUUUGCCUUCAUCCAGAACCGUUACUCCAAGGACCACAUGAAGAAGAUGAUGAAAGACCUGGAAGGUCUGCACCGCGCAGAGCAAAGCCUCCAUGAUCUUCAGACCAGGCUGCAGAAGGCCCAGGAGGAACACCGCACGGUGGAGGUGGAGAAGGUCCACCUGGAGAAGAAGCUGCAGAAUGAGAUCAGUUUGGCCAAGCAGGAGGCCCAGCGGCUGCGGGAGCUCCGCGAGGGGACGGAGAACGAGCUGAGCAGACAGAAAUAUGCUGAGCAGGAGCUGGACCAGGUGCGAAUGGCUCUGAAGAACGCGGAGAAGGAGCUGGAGUCUCACAGUAACUGGUCGGUGCCGGACGCUCUGCAGAAGUGGCUGCAGCUGACCCACGAGGUGGAGGUCCAGUACUACAAUAUCAAGAAGCAGAAUGCAGAGAAGCAGCUACUGCUGGCUAAAGAAGGGGCAGAGAAGAUAAAAAAGAAGAGGAACACGCUGUUUGGAACAUUUCACGUAGCUCACAGCUCCUCGCUGGAUGACGUGGAUCAUAAAAUCCUUACCGCAAAGCAAGCCCUCGGUGAAGUUACAGCGGCUCUGCGCGAGCGGCUGCAUCGCUGGCACCAGAUCGAGAUGCUCUGCGGCUUCCAGAUCGUGAACAACCCCGGCCUUCACAUACUGAUGACUUCCCUGAACAUAGACCCCAGUCUGAUGGGGGGGUCCCGGCCUGCACCCACUCACUUUAUCAUGACAGAUGACCUAGAUGACCUGGAUGAAGAGAUUGUUUCCCCGGUCAGCAUGCAGUACGCUGCCUUGCUCAUGGGACAUAGGUUCAGUGACCGCCCGGCCGCCUAUUUGGACGAUGCCUCUCUCUGGAAAUUUCCGGCACCCAACCUGAGCGCCCUGCGUCAGAGGCACACGGAGUCGCCGCACCCCACGCUGGGAUCACAGAGGUUGGUAGAGGGUUACGCAAUGAGCCAAAGUGAGGCCAGCCCACCAGUCCCUUAUCGGCCCAGCAGAGUCUCUCUCCACCGAAUGCGCAGCCUUUCUCACGGACAGUCUUUCAGCUCCGAGCAUCAUCCUUCCAGCUCUUCUUCCAAUGCAUCUUCCACAACCUGCCCUCCCUUUUCCUCCCCACCACCACUGCCGCAGCCACCACCAAAUCCUGCUGGGUCACUCUCUCAUCCUGUCUACUAUCACCACUCCACCACUUACUAUCUGCAGAUGGACUCUCUUCCUGACCUGCCCCCUCCAGAUGUCACCUCCGGGAUACCUUGUCGCUCUCCCAGUGUUGGGGACUUGAGUCGCUCAGACUCUGAUUCAUCCAUCCCUUACAUGAGUGAGCAACGAGUCAGCUCCAGAAUCCCCAGUGCCAAAGUCCUGUCCCAUAGAGUCUUGGAAGAGCUUCCGUCCAGUAGCCAAACAUCCAAUGGAGGAAACCGCCAGCUGGAAAUGGCCAGUAUAGCCACCAUUCAGCAGAGACUGUCCGAGAGCCCCCAGCUGGAGAACAAGCUGAUGGGGAAGUCAGUCAGCUUAGGAGAAAUCAGUUUGGCCGGGACGGUACAGUCCCAUUCCGACUCUUCCCGAUCUCACAGCCCGAGCUCCACCGAAGCAGAUACACCAUCUCCUGGCACAGAGUCCAAGCUCAACCACUCAAAGAGCACCCGUAUCCCUCAACUGGCAAUGAAGAAGAGCCCCGGAGAAGAGGAUAGCGGCUCUACGGGCGAGGAGAAUGACCCAAGCUGCAGCAAGAAGAAGUUGACACUGAACAUCUUCAAAAAGCCAAAGAAAUAGUGGUCGUGGUUUGUAGAGCAAAGGAACACGGUGGGGUGAAGAGAGACAUCACUUUCGGUGUAAUCUUUGUCACCCUCUAAUUAGAUGAUAUAUGCAGAAUUAUGGGAGAGGAGGCGGUGGGGUGGGAGCCAGGACCUGGUCAUUCUCCCAUUCCUCUCUCCGGACAAAGACCUUGCACGUACAAUCAAUGCGUUAUUGAUACACGGGUGGGGGCGGUACUGGCUGUUCAUCCUCGUAUUUAUUUCGGGGGACGCUGGCUGAUCACACUUCCCUGCUUCACCUCUUCCCCCAGUUAAGGGCCUCCUCGCUUUGCUAUGCAUGGCUUUUGGGAAGUCUUCUCCCUCUGCCACCAGACAAGAGCCUCCUAUGAGGGCAUUGAUAGAUUUUUACUAGGGAAGGGAAGUGGGUCAUUGAGUUUUAUUUUGUGGGGGACGGUUUGUAUGAUUUAUCUUUUCCGUUCCUUUGUUUUUUUUCCCCCUGUAUUCUUUGCUUUGGAUGGGCAUGCGUAUAAAACAACAAAACACAAUAAAAACAAAAGACUAUUUAUUAA